AUGCUGUGGGCUUCGUCGAGCACGAUGCGCCGCCAGUGGACCUGUGGGCGCGAGGGAGUGGGAAGGAGGGUCGCAAAGACCGUGGCGGGGCAGGCUCUUCGCGGCGAUGGGCAUGGAGGCAGGUGGCAGCCUGGGUCGCGUCCCAGCCCAGCUGCAUGCGCCGCCCAUCCAGGACCCUCAGGGUUUGCACAUGCACCCGGCGCCCCACCCUGA
This is a messenger RNA of Auxenochlorella protothecoides, 213 nucleotides long. RefSeq lists its product as hypothetical. Bases 1 to 213 code for a protein of 70 amino acids. The record is from RefSeq and is a predicted model, not a curated record. NCBI's taxonomy places the organism in Eukaryota, Viridiplantae, Chlorophyta, Trebouxiophyceae, Chlorellales, Chlorellaceae. The transcript has a single exon.